CGCACCACUACAAUGAUAAACCAAUAUCUUAGCAAUGUAGUACUUUCUCGGCAUGGCGAAAUGGAGGCAAUAUUACAGUCCGGGUUGUCCGCCUUAAUCCCAAAAGACAACCGUUUAACCUUUACAAUAUUGGUUGCUGGGACUGGGGCGCUAGCUUUGUUUCUGGAAUACUACUACCGAGAAAGAUUAACCAGUGGCUUCUCGAAGAAACCGCUGCCGCAUGUCGAAUCUAAAGUCGAAUCUGGAAAUGUGAAGCUUGAAGAAGCUAUCAGAUACUAUGAGUCUGCCCUGGUUGACUUGCAACAAGCAGGUGCUGAUAACAGCCAGCGCUUGCAGAUCCGAGCAAUGUUGCUCCGAGCUUACGAGAUUCAAGCUAUACUUUCUCCCGACGAGUUUAAUAUGAGGUCGAGUAUAAUGAUAGAAGGUGCCUCUUCAACCGUUAUGAAGGAGAUAAUCCAAGAAAAUCUUGAAGAACUUGACGCAGGUUCAGCGAUACAAGAAGCACCCUCCACCAGAUCCAUCACUCAGCUUCCUUGCUCCCGUGUUAGAUCAGACUCUCUGUCCUCAGCUGCUCUCUCUGACUUCUACGAGGCUUUCGACUUCCUUGGUCAAGAGGAGAAGGGGGAGGAAACUUUACCUGCUCUGUACAAGGACCAGAUGUUCCUGCACAAAGUGAAGGAGUUUCAGUGUCGUAAGAAUCGUUUUCUGCAGUUCAGUCUCUCCUCACCAAGCGAAUACCUCGUCAAGGUUCAAUGUCUGAGGCUCGCAUUUGAUCGGUUAAUGAAGAUUCCAGAUCAACGAAGUUGGAUGGUAGACAUUGGACGGAGCAACACAGAGAAACUUUUAGAAUUGGCAGGGGCCGACACCCCAACUUUCUGCCAGGCUUAUGACGACAUGAUGGAAUAUGUAGGGGACUUGGGGAACCUGCAGUCCAUUAAAGAUGAAUUAAAAGUUCGACGAGUAGCAGCAGUGAACAUAUUCGAUAUCGUUAUAGACUUUUGUCUUCUUGAUUCCUUCGAUGAUUUGGACAUGCCUCCAGCCUCAGUUACAGCUGUUUUAGGGAACAGUUGGAUCUCACAAGGGCUAAGGAAAACCAUGCUCUCCACUGCAGUCUGGGGAAUGAUAUCAACUAAAACUAAAAAGGCGCAACCCGAUGGGUUCCUUUGCCGUUUUUACGCCAUUAUGGCAGUGGUAACCCCCUCUUUAGCGUGGGGCUUCCUCGGAGACGAUGCUGUGCUGAAACCUAUCUGUUCUUCCAUCCGGGAGAAUGUUAUGAAAAUGUUAUUAAAGGCGUUUGACGAAGAUCAAACGGAUUACUCGUCACUUGAUAGCUUAGCAGAGGCACUCUACAGUCUACUCCAAAUGUCAGCAAACCAAUUACUGGAACAAUUAAAUGAUGCUAUGUCAUAGUAGUUUAUCUUACAGGAUAAUUGAGAAAUUGGAACCUUCGUUUCGUCAGACAAACUAUUAGCUAAAGAAGAAGCAUCACUUUGAUAUAAAUCGUACGAACAUAAGUUUGAACAUUUUUUUGAAGAGGACAAAUUGUGGACCAAGAAUCAAGAUGACCAUAUUCGUGGAUUGGUACUUACUCUUUUAUUCGGAUAUUAGAAACCACCCAAAGACUUGAAAUUAGAAACUGGAUACUAUAGUUAAAGUCUAUUCUUUGUCACUGUAUCUUCUUGCCUGCUUGUCCAGGAGAAUACGAGUGCAGAGUGACGAGACAUUAAUAUUAAUAUUAUGUUUUGCGUGCCCAAGUUUCUGAUAUGCUUGAUAAUUCAGUUUGAUAGUUGGCACUUGGUUUGAUAGUUUAACGGAUUUGUAUUUGUAUUUGUUGUGACAGUUACUUGUUAGGUUUGGAAAUAUAUAUUAUAUCAGAAAGUUGUCUGAUUACUAUAAAAUAAAUUACUCAAUAAACGCUGUUUCAUUUGUGCAACCCUGAAGGCUAACCUU
Messenger RNA from Bolinopsis microptera, 1950 nucleotides. Its product is annotated as mitoguardin-like. The record is from RefSeq and is a predicted model, not a curated record. The coding region runs from base 13 to 1410 and encodes 465 amino acids. Gene Ontology annotation, biological process: mitochondrial fusion. Lineage: Eukaryota; Metazoa; Ctenophora; Tentaculata; Lobata; Bolinopsidae. The transcript is spliced from 11 exons.